Messenger RNA from Dermacentor andersoni, 789 nucleotides. Its product is annotated as natterin-4-like. Lineage: Eukaryota; Metazoa; Arthropoda; Arachnida; Ixodida; Ixodidae. The record is from RefSeq and is a predicted model, not a curated record.
GACGGAUCAGCUGUCGAGAAAAUUUAUGAGCCUCACUCCGCCGAAGGAAGUAACUUCACCCACAACUAGCGCUUCACGCUCUGCACGAGAUGUCCGGCUUCUACCAAACAUACCAGAAUAAGCCCGUCUGCCAGUGGGUAAGGUGCUACGGCAGUCACGUACCAUCUAGCGCGGUGCCUGGCGGUGAAGACUGCGGAGAGACCACCUUCAUAGGACGCGCGGAGCACGGGGAUGAAGUCCUCCCGGGCAAGGUCCUAGCUUCGCACAGCUGCUGCUAUGUCGCAUAUUACGGCGCCGAGCACAAGCACAGGGAAUAUCAGGUACUCGUCUGCGACGGCACCCCGUUGGCGUGGGUACCAGCUUCCAACGGCUCCGUGCCAAACGGGGCCAUCCAGGGGGGUGCCUGCCGCAAUGGCGAACCGCUGUACAUCGGCCGCACCUACCACAAAAACACACUGACCCCCGGCAAGGUGCAUCCAUCGCACAACUGCCUGUACGUCCCGUCUGGUGGGUACGAGCACCGCUACACCAACUACGAAGUUCUGGUCUGCAAGACGAUCAACUUCUGAAAGCCGUUGCACCCCUCCUAUACAGAGUUUUGGAGUUGCCACUCCGGAGCUUAAUUGCUUCCAGAAUCAGAUGGAAUGGGAAAGGAAUGAAAACCCGAGGUUCCGGAAUGGAGUAUGAAUGGAAUGGGCACAUAGCCCUGGAACACUAAAUGUUGAGAGUCAGACGGAGACAACCAAACCGGCAAACUUGUCAUUUGGAAUAAAGUAGACUUGGCCAAUA